AUGGCAAGAUAUUUUGGUCAGACUUCGCCAAAUGAGUUGAAAGAGCUUGAACGCAAUGCAAAUAGAGCAACUUCAGAGCAGUUGGCCAAGGCUGCCUCCUACCUCGAAUAUGCAUUCUCUGGUCAGUUUUACUCCUGGUUUGGAGGCUGGGCGCUCAGGCUUCGAGGGUCCCGUCGGGAAACCAGGGAUCUGGAUUUGCUGGUUUUGGCGCGUGAUGUUCGCGACAUCCGGGUAACCCUUGCCCCUUAUGACUGGGCCAUAUUGUCAUAUUAUGAGAUGACAGGCAGUAUCCAGGAAAGAAUGUUUGUGGACAUUGGCCAAGAUGGACAACUUGUUGGUGUUGAUAUUGUACUCUCAGGCCGGCUUGACACACCAGUUUUGAAUGAGGAAGAGUCAUCUGAACUGAUCACGCCCAGCUUCUCGACUCCCCAAGGUGAACAAGUGCCUGUUAUUUGCCUACCCUGGCAAGUUGAAGGAAAGCUUAAAACUUGGAUGGCAAGGAAAAAGGAAUCAGACUUCCAAGAUCUUGCAUUUCUACUUCAGAAAUACGAAAGUAGUAUCAAGGGUUGGAGUGAGUAUCUCCCACAACAGGGGCGACGAGAGUUUUAUGAUGUGUAUAAAGUAUUUAUGGAUGACAAAUCCAAACAAAAGGUCAUGAAGAGAACCCUGGGCCUUUGA
Messenger RNA from Fusarium sp. VM40, 678 nucleotides. The record is from the annotation of a GenBank genome assembly. Lineage: Eukaryota; Fungi; Ascomycota; Sordariomycetes; Hypocreales; Nectriaceae.